GUUGGUUCUUAUCUGUUGUGCAUUAGACAGGAACAUUUAAGCUCUGAAGGCAUUUUACACCGGUAAAACAUGUAUUCGGUAUUGUUACUACUACUCUCGUCGCCUUUUAUAAACGGACUUCCUCGUCAGAAUAAUGUGAAGAAUGUUGCAGCUGAACCAAGACAACUUCUAUACAUAAUAGAAAGGCUAGAAAAUGGUUUAGAUGCGUCCCAGCAACAACGUCCUCAGCAACAACAGCUGGUAGAGAAGCAACCCGUGUCAGAGACUCAGAAGCAACCCGUUUCAUCGGACGUACCAUACAACAUCGCUUAUUUGGAACCCCAACUUCAGUAUCCUGGCUUCAAUUUCCUGCAGGACAAACAACUCUACCCAAGAGUUCAGCCUCAGAUAGUUUUCUACGGACCAGGAGGCCAAGGGCAGCCAAUUCUCAUCAAUCCUGGCUCUCCUCCAGGCAACUUCCUGGUACCUCACCAACCUCAACCAGGGCCAAACGUCAUUAUCAGGGAUAUACCACAAAGGCCUGUUUUUGUGGCAGGAUAUCCUAAACCGGCCCAUAUUCCUCCAAUCGAAAAGGACGCUGAGGAGAUUCCAACCAAUCCAGCGAAGAUCCCACCAUUUCCAUCAACACCAACAGCACGAAAACCUGAAAAACUGGAAACCUUCAACGAAGGCAAAUUCGAAUACCCCACCAAGUCUGCAGGAGAAGCUGAUGUACUGGCAGCUGGUGACAGAAACCCGCAACUAAUCCCCGGAACGAGUUUGAAACCUGGACAUCGUUUCUUCAUCCUCAAUGGAGAAGAUCUCUUUACCAACUUCCCCCUACCAAACAAUCGGGAAUUAAAUCUCAAAUAUACGCAAAACCAACCCGAACAAAUACAACUCCCGUUGUAUCCACAGUCUCAAAAUCUUGAUAAGCAAAGCGAAAUUGAUAUAAACAAUAUUCCAGUCCAAACGCUUUUACUAAGGAAUGCUGUGACGGGGCAAAUUUCUAACGUGCAAGAUUUGAACUCGGAGGCAAAGUUACCUGAAAAUUACAUUGGCUUGAACCAGCCAAGCGCAGAUCAAGCUUUGUUUAGAUCUGGAUUUCCAAUAAACAUCGGCACGGAAGAUUUUCAACCAAUUGGACAAUUUAGAUAUUCUGCCCCCAGUGAACCAUAUUUUUCUUUUGAUGGAGACGACUUUGAGAACGACGCUGUCGUUAUAGAUGCAAAAGCAGAUGAUGCUGAUGAUAAUAAAGAUAAUGAAGCUUCAAGUCCUCAAAAAGAGUCAGAACCAAGCACAGCCCAAGCUGCUCCUGGAGCUAUUGCUCUGGCCGGUCCUGGUGGAGUAGCUGGUGCAGCACCAAAAGGAACUGCUUUAGUAGGAAGAGGAGGAUUGGCCAUUUCUAGCCCUCAAGCCACAGCAGUUGCUGGUCCAACUAAGAAUGAGGAAAAGACUAAAAAGUCCACUAAGAAAAAUUAAAUGAUGCAUUGUUUUUGUUUUAUUUUGUCAUUUUACUUAAUUGGUGGACCAAAUUUAAGAAAAUGUCGAUAUGGUUAAAACCCAUUUUCACAUUAUUGUGAUUAAAAGAAAAUCAGUUCUACAAAAACCUGCCUAUUUAUAAAGUUUGGCAGAUACAUGAUCGUUUUACAAAAUUAUUACAACCGGAAUAAUUUUACUAUAAUUAAGUAGAAUUGUGGUUAUUUUAAGUUCUAAUUAAGAAUAAAUUAAUGUAGAUAUUUAUGAGAUAACAAUAAACAUUGUCUAAUA
This is a messenger RNA of Anoplophora glabripennis (Asian longhorned beetle), 1749 nucleotides long. RefSeq lists its product as uncharacterized. NCBI's taxonomy places the organism in Eukaryota, Metazoa, Arthropoda, Insecta, Coleoptera, Cerambycidae. The record is from RefSeq and is a predicted model, not a curated record. The transcript has 5 exons. The coding region runs from base 70 to 1461 and encodes 463 amino acids.